Messenger RNA from Portunus trituberculatus (swimming crab), 1618 nucleotides. RefSeq names its product RING finger protein 121-like. Bases 49 to 1083 code for a protein of 344 amino acids. The record is from RefSeq and is a predicted model, not a curated record. Gene Ontology annotation, molecular function: metal ion binding; ubiquitin protein ligase activity. Lineage: Eukaryota; Metazoa; Arthropoda; Malacostraca; Decapoda; Portunidae. Gene Ontology annotation, cellular component: endoplasmic reticulum membrane; Golgi membrane. The transcript has 7 exons.
AGCGCGCGUGAGAAAGAGAUAGAGAGAGAGAGAGAGAGAGAGAGAAAGAUGGCAGGACUGGACCAGCACCACCACCACCACCACGGCCAUCAGCAUAUACGAGGCCACUUUCCGAAUCCUUUAGACGAGAAAUUGCUCAAGAUAAUCCGAGAAAACCUGACAGACCAAGAGAGUGAGCUGACAGAGGAGGAGCGAUGGAGACUAGAGCACCUGAAGCUACACGAGAAGCACCGCGGCCACGAGGAGAUGCAUGCGGAGAUGGUGCUGAUCCUAAUGUUCGUCACCAUCAUAUCACAAGUCGUCCUCAUCGCGUGGAAGAAAAAACACUAUAAAUCAUACCAGAUGGUGAGUAUGAUUGGUGUGUGGGUGAUACCGUUCCUGCUCUGCCUCCAUAACCACUGGUGGCGCUUUAUCUUCAUCUGGCUGCUCUUCUCCUCCAUCACUGUCAUUGUGGUGAAGAAAGCGCUGGAGAGACCCAUCGAUCCAAGCACACCAAGACAGGUGUACAAAUGGUUCCUACUGAUAUACAAGAUCUGCUGUGGCCUUGGAGUGGUCGGGUACAUGAUCAUAAUGGUCACAAUGAUGGGAUUCAACCUCCUCUUCUCCGUCAAGGCUAAUGUGUGGAUGGACACUGGCUUGCUCCUCAUCUUCUAUGGUCUUUACUAUGGUGUGCUGGGAAGGGAUAUUGCUGAGGUGUGUGCUGACAAGAUGGCAUCACACAUAGGGUACUACACCCCACACGGCAUGCCCACCCGCACCCUGGAGCCUGGGGUGUGUGCGGUGUGUGGCAACCCCCAGCUGGUGCCUGAAGGGGAGGAGGGCAUCAUAGAGAACACCUACAGGCUCUCUUGUGGCCACACCUUCCACGAGUUUUGUAUCCGUGGCUGGUGCAUUGUGGGCAAGAAGCAGAUGUGUCCGUACUGUAAGGAGAAGGUUGACUUGAAGAGAAUGUUCUGCAACCCGUGGGAGAAACCUCAUGUGUUCUAUGGGCAGCUACUGGACUGGGUGAGGCUCCUGGUGGCGUGGCAGCCGGCCAUUAUCCUCCUCGUCCAGGGCAUCAAUAAUUAUCUCGGCCUUCAGUAGUGGUAGAGGGCGCUGCGUCUAGUCACUGGGUUAUACUGUGUGGUAAAUGUUUGUGUGCGUCAUCUUUGUUUUCUUUUCUCUUUUCCAUUUUUUUUUUAUGUGAUUUUUUCCUGCUUUUUCUCUCCUUAUCUUUUUGUUCAUCAUCUUUUUCUUUUCUUUUUCGUUCUUCGUAUUUUCUUUUUUUGGAUGCGAUUUUGUCCUAGUUUUCCUUUUUUUUUUCUUCUCUCUCUUCUUUUGUCAUUUGAUUAUACUGUGUGGUAAUUUCUUGUGUUCCUCACCUACAUUAUCUUUUUCUUUUCUUGCAUUCCUUUUAAUUUUUGUAUGUGAUUUUGUCCUGCUCUUUUUCUCUCCUUUUCUUCUUCUUCUCCUUUUUUUCCUUUUUUUAGUCACUGGGUUAAACUUUGUGGUAACUUUAUGUACAUCACCUUCAUUUUCUUUUCCCUUUUUUCCAUUUUCUUUUUCAUAUGGUAAUUUAUUUUAUUUUUGUGUGGCAAUUAGUUUGUGUUCAUCAUCUUUCUUUUCUUUUCAUUUUGUA